This is a messenger RNA of Heterocephalus glaber (naked mole-rat), 1377 nucleotides long. The record is from RefSeq and is a predicted model, not a curated record. Lineage: Eukaryota; Metazoa; Chordata; Mammalia; Rodentia; Bathyergidae.
CCUGACCCCUGGUCAGGCUUUCCCACAAUCCUCUCCACGGGAUCCUGCCCAAGAGCCAGACAAUCUCAGCUUGGCCCCUUGGCAAAAAGAACCUUGGAAAAACUCACUCUGUUUUGUUCAUCCCUCUCAGAGCUUGCUGCCAAGGACCCUGAACAGGUGAUGGCUUCAGACAGGAGUAUCCUAUGAAAUGAUAUCAAUCUGGAAACAGGAACCACCAUGGGGUGCUUCAGCUUCCUUAAAACCAUGACGAUUAUCUUCAAUACACUCAUCUUCCUGAGUGGUGCAGCCCUGUUGGCUGUGGGAAUCUGGGUGUCAGUCGAUGGGCCAUCCUUCAUGAAGAUGUUUGGGUCGCAGUCUUCCAGUGCCAUGCAGUUUGUCAACGUGGGCUACUUCCUCAUCGCGGCUGGUGCUGUGCUCUUUGUUCUUGGUUUCCUGGGCUGCUACGGUGCUCUGUCUGAGAACAAGUGUGCACUCAUGACGUUCUUCAUCCUCCUCCUCAUCAUCUUCAUUGCUGAGCUUGCAGCUGCUGUGGUGGCUUUGGUGUAUACCACAAUGGCUGAGGAAUUCCUGUCAAGGCUGGUAGUGCCUGCCAUCAAGAAAGACUAUGGUUCCAGUAAUGACUUCACCCAAGUGUGGAACUCCACCAUGAAAGGGCUCAAGUGCUGUGGAUUCAACAACUACACAGAUUUUGAGGACUCACCCUACUUCAAGAAUAAUAACACCUUUCCUCCCUUCUGUUGCAUCAAUGGCACAGCUGAGGAAUCUUGUACCUUGAAGAAGGCCGAGGAGAGUACCGUACAGGGUUGCUUCCAACAACUUCUAAAUAACAUCCGAACCAAUGCAAUCACUGUGGGUGGUGUAGCAGCUGGAAUUGCAGCCCUGGAGCUGGCUGCCAUGAGUGUUUCCUUGUAUCUGUACUGCAAUAUGAAAUAAGUCUGCUUCUGCCUCUGCCACUACUGUGCACAUGGGAACCGGGAAGAAGUACCCUGGCAGUCAAGGAUCCAUGAUCAUCAUGGGGAUGAGAUCUCACAGUGUCACUUGGGCUGCAGUGGCCCUGGCCCUGUUGCUCUGGUCUUGGGCCUAAGUAGGGACCAACCCAUUUAGGCUGUGCCUGACUUUUCCUUCUGUUGAUGGGUUUGAAGCCCACCUAUGCCAAAGCCUCUAAUGAAGCCAGUUCUUCUGCCUAUCUUUCAAUCUGUUCCUUCAAUCCUUGACACCCUACUAGGCCAAAGGGAACUCUUGAUGAUCCCAGUAGUCUGCUGGGAAAUGAGAGAAAGGAACUUUAUAUCAUGAGCAUAUUCAAAAUCAGGAGAGCCACAGGUGGAUGUAUAGAUGGUACUUCAGAUCUUAUAAACCAAUAAAAAGUUUCUAUUUGGA